AAAAAAAGUGGGUUAUAAUAAUAAACAAGAAAACCGAUUCGAUUAUCUAAAAAUUGGAUUUGGCUUUUACAUUUUCUCGGCGAUCUGAGGGAGCGUGAGGUUUUGUGCAAAGAAAAACAAUAAAAGAGAAUUGAAAAUCGGAAGGCCAUGGACUUGUCGACUCUCGCUGAGCUUCCGGAGGUGAAUCCAGAAGACCAGCCACAGCAUCAGCAUCAGGAUGGCGGUCGGUCUGUCUCUUCUGCUUUUGCCUCUCGUCCUGAACGCCCUCCGACUCAGACUUCUUCACAAAAAUACUCACCUUUAGAUUGGUUGAGCUAUUUUGACCAUGAGGAGGAUGUCUGCAUUCCAGAUUCAAAUGAUGUAUUUCAUGUGUACGUGGCUGGAAAAGAAGGGCCAGUUGUUUUUUGCCUGCAUGGAGGUGGUUAUUCAGGGCUCUCAUUUGCGUUGUCAGCAAGUAAAAUUAAAGAAAAAGCUCGGGUAGUUGCGAUGGACAUGCGGGGACAUGGAAAGUCAACCUCAGAGAAUGAUCUUGACCUUUCUAUUGAGACUAUGUGUAAUGAUGUUCUGGCUGUUUUGAAAGCAAUGUAUGGAGAUUCCCUUCCAGCAAUUGUGCUUGUUGGUCACAGCAUGGGAGGCUCAGUUGCUGUGCAUGUUGCUGCAAAAAAAGCACUACCUAGCUUGGCCGGGCUGGUUGUUGUUGAUGUUGUGGAGGGAACAGCAAUGGCUUCGUUGAUUCAUAUGCAGAAAAUCCUAUCAAGCAGGAUGCAACAUUUUCCAAGCAUUGAAAAAGCGAUUGAAUGGAGUGUCAGAGGAGGCUCUUUGAGAAACAUUGAAUCUGCUCGUGUAUCAGUACCUACCACAUUAAAGUAUGAUGAUUCAAAGAAAUGUUACACUUAUAGAGCCCGAUUGGAAGAAACGGAACAGUAUUGGAGGGGCUGGUAUGAGGGCCUUUCAGAUAAAUUUCUGUCAAGUCCGGUUCCGAAGCUCCUGCUUUUGGCUGGAACAGAUCGACUGGACAGAUCUCUCACGAUUGGUCAAAUGCAAGGCAAAUUUCAAAUGGUUGUAGUUAGACAUACAGGGCAUGCUAUACAGGAAGAUGUGCCUGAUGAAUUUGCAACUCUGAUACUCAACUUUAUCUCUCGCAACCGUAUAGGCCCACAUGGAGUUGAGAUACCGGGGCUUCUUCGACCUUCCCAAAAGAAACCUUGAAGCUGAUUUUGAAUUCCUAAAUAAUGCUGAUUUUCUCCACAUAGAUAGAUUUAAUGUAUGGAAUUUGUGCUUUGUUCCUGUCUUCCCUUUCAUUUUUCUUGUUUGCUUUUCUUUCUUUGCUUGGGGAUGGUGGACUGGGGGAUAUAGUUAAAUAUGAUGAGGGAGUUUCCUUUUUAGAGCUUUGAUUUCUAUUUUGGCACGCAUUUAUAUGUCCACCUCGAUCUUUGUAUCUUGAAAACCAUGCUAUUUGUCAUCCCUGAGUGCUAGUGGGUUUUAUGUGCUGACAUGUUAAUUUAAUCGGCUGAUAUUAUGGAUUUACUUUUCUAUAUCGAUUUUUAUAUUUUAAAAAUUAAAUAAAGUUAAUUAAUUAUUGUUA
Molecule: messenger RNA, 1585 nt
Organism: Ziziphus jujuba (common jujube)
Lineage: Eukaryota; Viridiplantae; Streptophyta; Magnoliopsida; Rosales; Rhamnaceae
Exons: 13
Coding region: 148-1209 (353 amino acids)
Biological process (GO): protein demethylation
Molecular function (GO): protein methylesterase activity
Source: RefSeq, a predicted model, not a curated record